AGCAAACAUUCAUCCCAGAUUACAAUCGCAACUUCAGACCGCCAGCUUGAGAAUGGCUGCCAAUCAAUUCAAAACCGUCGAGCUCUUCGGCGGCGCCAUCAUCGCCGACAUCCCUGCGACAUUCGAAGACGUAUCCCAAAUUCGCCAAGUACCCGACAACCAAGAAGUCUACCUCGACAAAGAAGGGUUCUCAAGCAUAGUAUUCGACAUCCUAGAGCGAGUGGAGAAGAACAAUGAUAUUGAAGCAUUAAAAUACCAUCUGUCUGACAUCGUAGACGAAGAUGCAGGCCAGACAACACUCCAUAGCACGGGUUCCGCCUUUUUGUCUAAAAUGCCGACUACAACAGCCAUGACUCUCCUCGCUACAUCACCUCCUGGAGAAAAGCAGCGCGGGAGACCAAAUGAGCCCGAUUUUGUGGGAGUUCUGUUGAUAGUUGUGAGACUCCAGCAGCAGAAGACGGACAUUGUCAUUGCGAUUAAUGUUCCGCAUUUGCCCGGAAGUUACGUCAAGGAGGAUGUAGAUCCUGCUGCUGGCAAGUAUGGGAAUCUGCUCGAGGCUGGAAAAUUGGUCAAGGAAAAGGUUUUGGAGAGUUUUGAGAUCAAAGACUGGGGGUUGUUUGUCCAGGAGGCUUGA
This is a messenger RNA of Pseudocercospora fijiensis CIRAD86, 634 nucleotides long. RefSeq lists its product as uncharacterized. The record is from RefSeq and is a predicted model, not a curated record. Gene Ontology annotation, cellular component: nucleus. Gene Ontology annotation, molecular function: guanyl-nucleotide exchange factor activity; small GTPase binding. NCBI's taxonomy places the organism in Eukaryota, Fungi, Ascomycota, Dothideomycetes, Mycosphaerellales, Mycosphaerellaceae. Gene Ontology annotation, biological process: protein import into nucleus. The transcript is spliced from 3 exons. Bases 53 to 634 code for a protein of 193 amino acids.